AUGUUACUAGUAACCCGAGCCCAGUCGGACCCCGUCGAGUCACGAACCACGGCGGUUGUCGUAGUCCUAACGGUCGGAACGAUAUUAUCUACAGCGGCGGUGCUUCUCAGGGUGUACUCCCGUUACAUACUCCUCCGGGCUUUCGACAAGGAUGAUGCUGUGAUAGUUGGCGGCCUGGUCUUCCUUCUCGCAACGUCCGUUGCCAUUGGUCUCGAGUGCCAUUAUGGUUUGGGAACCCAUAUAUCAACGGUUGCGGAAGAAGAUGUCGUACCGUACUUGAAGGUUGGUCUUGCCACGAUAUCGGGUCUGGAUUUACGCUCACAGCUUCAGGCAUUCUAUGUGUCGACCAUCACCUACAGCGUCGCCAUCUACCUCGUCAAAAUCUCGAUAAUUCUGCAAUACUGCCGCAUAUUCAAAGACACUCGUUUCUACACCGUCAGCUAUGCUAUGAUGAUUGGCCUGUCGGUGUGGACGGUCGUGAUGGGAUUUUUGCUCACUUUCAUCUGUGUCCCGGUCAGCCUCUUUUGGGAACCCGACACACCUGGAACCUGUAUGAACCGACUGGCACUGUGGCUAUCAAUCGCCGUGAUCAACAUGGCGACCGAUAUUACGUGCUUUGUCAUGCCAAUACCGUCGAUCCUUCGAUUGCAGAUGCGAAAGAAUCAAAAAAUCUUCCUAGCAGGCAUUUUUGCUCUGGCUCUCUGCCCCUGUGCGAUCUCUGCGUAUCGCAUCCAGACACUGAGCGCCGCUGCACAAUCAUCGGACUCGACGUGGGACAAUGCACUGGCUGCAAUAUGGACAUUCGUCGAGCUAAGCACUGGCACAAUCGCAGCCUGUCUACCAACUUUCCGCCCGGUCAUGGCAAGACUUAUGCCUCGUGUUUUCAGCUUUUCGAGCCCGAGGGGCUAUGCACAGAAUUCCGAGUCGGCACGUCGGCAGUACGCAAUCUCUCGGCACUCGACAUACAUCCACAUGCGAGGGAAAAACUCGUCCAAGCAUGAUACGGCAAGUCGGAACUUGAGUUCCGCGGACGACAUUGAAUGUAGUCCUUGGGAACAGGACGAAGCGCCUCUGACCAAGCCAGGUCAAGUCUCAAAUCCAGAGCUAUUGAGGAAAGGGCAAAACGUUUCUUGA
Messenger RNA from Neoarthrinium moseri, 1134 nucleotides. RefSeq lists its product as uncharacterized. The transcript has 4 exons. The record is from RefSeq and is a predicted model, not a curated record. The coding region runs from base 1 to 1134 and encodes 377 amino acids. Lineage: Eukaryota; Fungi; Ascomycota; Sordariomycetes; Amphisphaeriales; Apiosporaceae.